Molecule: messenger RNA, 7140 nt
Organism: Schistosoma guineensis
Lineage: Eukaryota; Metazoa; Platyhelminthes; Trematoda; Strigeidida; Schistosomatidae
Source: the annotation of a GenBank genome assembly
AUCGUUGGUUUUUUUUUUAAUAAGAAAAAUAAAAAAAUAACAUUACAUAAUCCAGACAAUAGAAGGAGAAUCAUGCCGUAUUACUAUUCAAUGAUUAAUUUGCAAAUGUCUAUUCAUCAUAAAUUACAUUAUAGUGUUUAUUUGUUUAUUAUAAUCUCUAAUGUAAUUUUAUGUGACUUGGAAUAUAAAAUAAAAAAUCAUUCUAAAAAUGAUAAACAUAUAAAUAUACAAAAAACAUUCAAUGAAGUAUUGAAUAAAUGGAUAGAAACUUAUCAAAUAGAUCAAUCCAAAUAUUCAAUAAAUAAACAAUCUAUAGAUAUUACAAUGAAAAGUAAAUCAAAUCAAUUCAAUCAAUUCAAGGAACUUAAUCCUAAUGAUGAUCGUGGUGGUGGUGGUGGUGGCGGUGGCGGCGGUGGUGAUGAUGAUGAUGAUGAAUCGAUUCAUGGAAAUCAUCUUCAUGAGAUUAAUUAUUUUAAAGAUAAUCCAAAAUAUGAAAAUAAAACAGUAUGUAAAAGUAAAUAUACUUGGAGAGAUAUUUCGUUGCCAUGGAAAAUUUUAAUGAAAAAUUUCAAUCCAAAUUGUACUCAUAUUUUGGGUAAUUUAAUUGUAUCCGGGGUAGAUGAAGAUGAUGAUGUAACCUUGUUAGAUAAUAUAGAAGAAAUAUCUGGUUAUUUAAUUAUAUAUGGAGUUGGUCGUAAAGAAUUACGUUUAUCUCGUUUAAAAUUAAUUAAAGGUCAUGAAUGGAUAUUAUUUAAAUCAAGAAAAGUUGCAUUACUUGUUAUCAGUAAUUAUAAACAAGUAGUUGAACAGAAUGGUGAUUACGCUAAUGAUUCAAUACGAUCGUCAAAUGCAUCAACACAAUGGAUGAUAUCAGUGAAUGAUAAUGUGAAACCGAGGUAUAGUCUUAAUCAUUUACAAUCCUUAGAAAUGACAUCAUUUAUAUCUGUUGUACAAUAUGGUAUCUAUUUUUAUGAUAAUCCUGGUUUAUGUUAUACACCAUUUACAUUAAAAUGGGAUGAAAUGAUUGAAAGUUUAGAAUUACAAACGAUUGAUUUAUAUGCAUUACAUUCGAAUGAGAAUAUCACAUUAUGGUAUGAAUAUUGUCAAUGUAAAUAUUUAAAUUUAUGUCAUAAUCAUAAUGAAACUAAUAUAAAUUUAUCAUUAAUCAAUAUCCAAUCAAACUAUAUUUAUAAUGAGUUACUAAGGGAUAUAAAUGAAGGAUCGGAGAAAAGAAAUUUUAAAAAAAGAGAUAUUAUUGAUUCAAUUAAUCAAUCAAUUAUCGACACUGUCAUGGAAUUUGAUCAAGAUGAUUUGAACACAACCAAUAUUACAUCAAAUGUACAUACUACUUAUUCAAUAUCUCAAACUGGAAACAUUGAUAAUGAGCCUAAUCAUUUAAAUUCAAAUCAUGGUGAUACAUUGGAAUUUCAAAAUAUUGUACAAAAUGAUAUAUUCAUGCCAAAAAUAGGCACAAAAUUAAAUGAAAUUUAUAUGGAUGAUAAUCAUUUGGCUUCAGAAAUGAUUUAUGAUGAAACAACUGUAGCUGUUAUAGAAACACCAUUUGAUAAUCAUACUUCAAAUGAAGUCUUGAAUGAAUCAUAUUUUACAACUGUUAUUUAUGAUACAAACAUACCAGUUACAACAACCAUAGAAACUAAAACACCUAACAACAAUAACUUAGUAUUGAAUACUUAUUCUAUAACUGACCUACCUACUUCUCAUGAAAAUAUCACCAGUUCUAUGAUGGUAACAUUAAAUCAAUACAUCAAUGAAGAUAAUCACACAAAUGAAUUGGAUCUUUUAAAAAGUGAAAAUAAAUCAUUCAUUAAUUAUUCAAUGAAAUAUCCUAGUUUACCUUGUCAUACAGCUUGUCCAUUGAUUCAAGGGAAACGUUAUUGUUGGGGUCCAGGACGAAAUCAGUGUCAAGCAGUUCAUAAAUGUCAAGUUCGUCUAUGUGAAGGAUCGAAUUGGUGUUUUCGUAUAAAAUCUAAUGAAUAUUCUGAAAAAAAUUUAUCUUAUUAUAAAUUUCAAACAAAUUCGAAUUUUCUCACUACAACAAACGAACAAUGUUGUCAUUCUGAAUGUGCAGCUAGUUGUUAUGGUCCAAGAGCUCGUGAUUGUAAUGCAUGUUUACAUCUAUCAAAUCGUGGUGUUUGUACAGAUUCAUGUCCAGCAUCCAAAAAAUAUAAUAAAUCUACAUUUAGUUGGGUAGAAAAUCCAGAUGGUUUAUUAACAUUUGGAAUGAUCUGUGUAAAAUCUUGUCCAAAAACGUAUCUACGAGAUGAUGAUCAUUGUGUAUCAAAAUGUGCACGUUCAGGAUAUAUGGCAUAUCAAGGUGAAUGUAUACCUUGUCCAAAUUCUAUUUGUCCUAAAAUUUGUACAUUAAAUGAAAUUGAGUCAAUUAAAGGGAUUGAUUAUUUACAUCGGAAAUCACUUCAUGCUAUGGAAAAUUGUACAGUAUUUGAAGGUGAUAUAAAACUAUCAAUGCAAUCAUUUAUCGGUGAUCCAUUUUAUAAUUUGUCACAAGUUGAUGAAGGUGUAAAAUGGAAAGAUCUUGUAAUUGGUUUAUCCAAAUUAAAGUAUAUUACCGGAACACUUUAUAUUAGUGCUGGAUCACAUGCUCCAUGGAUGACUAAUUUAACAUUUCUAUCUAAUGUGAAAAUAAUUGGAGGAAUUAGUUCAAAUAUUCAACAAACUCGAACAGUCAAUAUAAAUCUUAAUCAUCAUUUAGAAUUUUUAGGUAUGAAAUCAUUACAAAAAUUAGGUCAUCCAAGUAUAUUAAUUACAGGGAAUCCACGUUUAUGUUAUGUGGAUACAAUUGAUUGGACAAGUUUAUUAUAUGAUGAAACAUUCAUAGAUGAACAUCAUGAUAAUGAUAUAAAGAUUUCAAAAAUAGAUAAAACAUUCAAUAACCAUGACAAUAAUGAUUCAUUAACACAAAUUAUAUUACGUUAUAAGAAAGAAUCAAAAAGAAAACGACCAUUCAAAGAUUCAACUAUUUUUGUUGGUGGUAAUGCUCAUUUUGAAUUUUGUAAAGGACGUGGAGCUGUAUGUGAUGAAUUAUGUCAACCAUCUAAUGGAUGUUGGGGUCCAGGUAAACAAUUUUGUUUUCAUUGUAAAUAUUGGUCUAUUGAUAAUAUUAAUAAUGGAGGAAAAAUUUGUGUUCAAAAUUGUGAAGAUCUACCUGGUUACUAUACACCAAAAUUCAAUAAUACACCUAAUAACUCCGAACAAAUAAUCAAUAAUGGAUUAAAUCUAAUGAAAGAUAUACAAAGUACUUCAAUGAUUGUUAUUAAUCAUGAACUAAACAAGUCUACUGAAUUCAUCAAUAAAUAUCAUCACAAUGAUAAAAAGAAUCAAGUGUUGAACUAUAAUGUUUCAUUAAGACAAUGUAGAAAAUGUUCCGAUAUGUGUCAUUUACAAAAUCAAACAUGUUAUGGUCCUAAUGAUGAUCAAUGUAUUGGUUCAUGUCGAUUUGUACAAGAUGGUCCAUUUUGCAGAGCUUAUUGUCCACCUAAUAAAUAUAUAGAUCCAAUAACUAAGAAAUGUAUGGAAUGUUCACUAGUAUGUACACCACCUGGUGAUAUAUAUAUAAAUAAUAAUUUACUGAAUCAAGAAAUUGAAACCAAAUUGAAAUAUUAUUGUACAGGAUCAGGAGAUUGGCCAGGUGAUGGUGGAUGUAGUUAUUGUAAACAAACAGUUUUAUAUUUAGAGCCAAAAAACUUUAAUCAUCAUUUAAAAUGUAUCAAUAGUUGUCCAUAUGGUACUUAUCAACAUGUGAUUAACUUACAUCACAGAGGAGGUUCCAGUGUAGAUCAUCAAUCAAUAGUUUAUUUCAAUAUGAAAGAACAAAAUGAAAGAAUAUCAUCAAAAAAUAAUUCAUUUCAUCAAUUUUUCUGGAGUCAAACUGAUGCCAAUCUUUUUCAUCAUUUCUCAUCGAAAAUAAUUCAUGAAAUUUCUAUAUGGUUAUUAAAUCAUACUCAACCACAAUUGUAUGGUUUAGCACAAAUCUGUUUACCAUGUCAUGAACAAUGUCAUUCAGAAAUGAUUUCAUUAAGACAAUCAAAUUUAGUUGAAUCAUCUUCUGUUGCAUGUUAUGGACCUAGCCCAGAACAAUGUGUACGUUGUGCUUAUGCAAGUUAUCAAGGUCGUUGUGUUUCCACUUGUCCAUCAGGAACUUAUCCAAAAAAGAAAUCAUUUCGUAAAUUUGAUUCAACUUUAAUAAAUGAUUAUUUUAUUGGAUAUUUACCGGAUAAUAUUACAUCAAUUGAAUGUUUAUCAUGUCAUAAAGAAUGUGAAAUUAGUUGUAGUGGUCCAACAGCGGAAGAAUGUACACGUUGUCGACAUGUGAAAAUUUAUCAUGAUUCUCAAAUGAAAUCAUGGUUAUGCAACACUACCUGUCCUGAUUAUAGUCCAUUUCAAAUAUCUGAUAGAAAAACUGGUGAACUGAUAUGUUCAAGUGAUUCUAUUCAUUUACAUAUUAUACCAUAUUAUAAUAGACAAUAUCCCAUUGAUCAUCAUCAUCAUCAUGAGAAUACUUCAACAAUGAAUGAUCCUAAUUAUAAUUUAUCUGAUUCAAUUGAAAACCUUAAUCUUCUUCAAAAUGUUCAUAUUAUGAAUUAUAUUUGGCAUAAUCAUCAAUUAUCAACACAAACUGCUGGUCUUAUUUCAGCAUUAUCUGCAUUAUUUAUUAUGUUAUGUUUAUUAUGUUUAAUUAUUUAUUGGACUAUUCAUAUUCGAUCUAAAUAUAUAAGAAUGGAACAAGAUCUUAAUGAUGAUCAGGAUCAGGAUCACGAUCAUGAUGAUCAUGAUCAUGAUGAUGAUGAUCACGAUAAUAAUCAAUUAAAUCAAUCAUGUUUUAUAUCAUUACAUAAAAUUUGUAAAAAAUUUUGGACACAAGGUAAACCAAAAUUAAGAAAAAAGAAAAAAACAAAAAUAUCUACCAUAGCAACUAAAAAUGAUCGAUUUUUAUUCAAUAAUAAUAAUAAUAAUAAUACAUUGAUCAAUUAUUCAAAUAAUAAAUUAAUAAAAGAGAAAUUAUUUAAUCCAUUCAAUUGGAAUAAUUCAUUAAUACCAAUGAAUAGUAGUAUAUUAUUAGAUAAAGAUAAUAAAUGGAUAAAUCAUAUGAAUGAAGAAAUAUCUCCUACUCAUUCAGAAUCUAUAAAACCAAACAUGGCAACAUUACGUAUCAUUACUGAAUCAGAAUUAAUACGUGGUCCAUUAAUUGGUUCUGGUGCAUUUGGUACAGUUUAUUGUGGUAUAUGGUGUCCGAAAUUGACUCAACAAAAGCAUGAUCCUAUUCAUAAUGAUGCAUAUAAUACAAUAACAAAUUCCAUUAUAACAUCAACUUCAAAUGUAUUCAAUUCCAGAACAUUUGAUUGGAAUAAAUAUACCAAUGAUAUAGAAACUAUUCCAGGAGGAUACAAUCUACAUAUUCCAGUAGCUAUUAAAGUCUUAUCAGAUUCAUCUGAUCCACAAACGAAUAAAGAAUUAUUAGAAGAAGCAAAAGUUAUGGCAACUGUUGAUCAUCCAUGUUGUGUACGAUUUUUAGCUUUAUGUCUUACAUCUAAAUUACAAUUAAUUACACAAUAUUUACCAUUAGGUAGUUUAUUAGAAUUUGUUAAAAUACGUUGGGAUUUUAUUGAAGUCAAUUCAUUAUUUCAAUGGUCUGAACAAAUUGCUUCUGGUAUGACAUAUUUAUCAUCACGUGGUAUUAUACAUCGUGAUUUAGCUGCACGUAAUGUACUUGUUCAAUCCAAAGAUCAAGUCCAAAUAACUGAUUUUGGUUUAGCUAAAUGUUUAGAUACAAUACAUAGUGAAUAUCAUGCUAGUGGAGGACGUAUGCCAAUUAAAUGGCUUGCAAUUGAAUGUAUACAAGAUAGAAUAUUCUCAAGUAAAUCAGAUGUUUGGGCAUAUGGUAUAACUUUAUGGGAAAUGUGUACAUUUGGGCAUCGACCAUAUGAAAAUAUUCAUGCAAGAGAUUUAUUAGAUUUUUUAGAGAAAGGAAAUCGUUUACCUCAACCAGAAACAACAAGUCUUGACUUUUAUUGUUUAAUGUUACAAUGUUGGCAAGCAGAUCCAAAUCUUAGACCAACAUUCAAAGAAUUAUGUUCAGCUUUAUGUGAAAUGAAAGCAACACCUAAUCGUUACUUAUUCAUAACGCCUGAACUUCGUAAAUAUAAUUUAACUAAUCAAAAUAUAACAAAAAAUGCAUUAGAAUUUUUAACUCAUUGUAUUACUACUACUGAUACAACGAUACCAUUAACAUCUACUCAAACAAAUAUAAGUAGUAUAGAAUCAUAUCAACAAAUUUAUCAUCAUAAUUCAUUCAAUGAGAAUCAUUCAACAAUGAUUGAAGAUUAUACACAAUAUACACAAAUGAAUUAUGAUUGGUUAAAAAAUUUAUAUGUCAAUAGUAGAAUUAAUUUAUUCCCGGGGGAAUAUGUUCAAACUAUAUUAGAUAAUUAUAAUUAUUUAAUUGGAAUUAACACAUAUGACGAUAAUAAUAAUAGUAAUAGUAAUAAUCAUAGUAGUAAUAAUGGUAGUAAUCAUAAUAGUAAUAGUAACAGUAAUGAUAGUAAUAGUAAUAAUAGUAAUAGUAAUAAUAAUAGUAAUGGUAAUCAUGGUAGUAGUGGUAAUAGGAAGAAUAAUAAUAAUAGUAAUCGUAAUAAUAAUAAUAGUAGUAGUAGUAAUAAUAAUAGUAAUAGCAAUGGUAAUAAUAAUAGUAAUGGUAAUCAUGGUAGUAAUGGUAGUAGCAAUAAUAAUAAUGAUAGUAAUCGUAAUAACAAUAAUAGUAGUAGUAGUAAUAAUAAUAAUGGUAGUGGUAAUAGUAGUAAUGGUAAUGAUAAUGGUAAUAAUAAUAGUAAUAAUAAUUAUAUUCGGUUUCAACAUCAAAUCAAUAAAGAUUCAUUAUCAAAUCAAUUAGUCAAUAAUAGAAACAUCAAUGAUCAUAGAGACAAUAGCAGUGCUGAUUGUGAUAAUAUUAUAAUUGAUACCGAAGAGAUAUAUGUAGUGAAUGAAGAGAAUUCAUUAUCUCUAUUACAAGUAGAUAGUUGCCAAGUAACUGAUCAAUAUGAUAUGAAGAAUGUUAAUGAAGAAUGUAGUUGUAAUGAAGUUUCAUCAUUAGAACAAAAUCAAUAA